CAAGCCUUCCUGUAGGGCGGGACGUCCUGUCCAAAACCUGAGCCUCAAUUAAAUCCCCUAUAAAGGGUUCUCGGGCCACUGACCUGGUACUCCACACGCCACUUUACAACCACUCGUCUCGUCCUCCCUGGGCACAAGCUUGACGUCAAAGAUGCCCCAGUUACUGAGAAACAUUAACGGGAUCAUCGAGGCCUUUGGGCGCUAUGCCAGGAUGGAGGGCAACUGCCAAGUGCUCUCCCGAGGGGAGCUGAAAAGACUCCUGGAGCAUGAGUUUGCAGAUGUCAUCGUGAAACCCCACGACCCUGCCACUGUGGAUGAAGUCUUUCGCCUGCUGGAUGAAGAUGACACAGGCACUAUAGAAUUCCAGGAAUUCCUGGUCUUGAUGUUUAAAGUUGCACAGGCCUGUUUCAAGACACUGAGCAAGAGUCCCCAGGGAGCUUGUGGGUCUCAAGAGUUUGGAAGCCAGCACUCCGGGGCCUCACAAGAGCUUGGAGAAGGCCAAGCAAGUGCCACUGAAGCAAGGAGGGUUGGGACAGGGCUGCAGCAAGAGGGGAGCAGCCAGGGACAAAGCAAGCAGACUUCCAGAGGGCAGGACAGGGCCAGGACUCAGAUCCAGAGUCAGGACAACAGCUCAACACAUGACAGGCAGACUGAGGCCCAGAGACAGGAAAGAACAAGUCAGCAGACACAGGCCAGCGGGCAUGAGGGACAGACCCAGAGCAUGGAGGACAAGAAUCGGCAGACCAGAGAGAGUAGAUCAGAGAGUCAAUCACAGACCACACAGCAGGACAGAGCCCCCCAGACAGGUGAGACCAAGACAGGAACUGCAACUCACACCCAAGCAGGUGCCACUCAGACCGUGGAGCAAGACAGGAGCCAUCAGACCAAAAGCACCAGCAAACAGCCGCAAGAGUCCCCCCAUGGUCAGACCAGGGAGCCUGAGACGCAUGGUCAAGACAGCAGCCAGACCAGCCAGGUUGUGACAGGACAACACAUCCAGACACAGUCACGGUCAUACACCAAGACUGUGCAGCAGGGAAGAAGCCAUCAGACAGGAAGUACCAGUGUCCAGACACAGGAGUCCCCUGAUAGCCAAACCAAAGGACCUAAGACGCACAGACAAGACAGCAGCCAGACCAGCCAGGUUGUGACAGGAGGACACGUCCAGACACAGACAGGGUCAUACACCAAGACUGUGCAGCAGGGCAGAAGCCAUCAGACAGGAAGUACCAGUGUCCAGACACAGGAGUUCUCUGAUGGCCAGACCAAAGGACCUAAGACGCACAGUCAAGACAGCAGCCAGACCAGCCAGGUUGUGCCAGGAGGACAUGCUCAAGCUCAGACAGGGUCACAGACCCAGACGAUGCAGCAGGGCAUAAACCAUCAGACAGGAAGUACCAGCAUCCAGACACAGGGGUCCUCUGAUGGUCAGACCAGGAGGCCUGAGACCCACAGUCAAGACAGCAGCCAGACCAGCCAGGCUGUGACAGGAGGACAUGUUCAGACAGAAGCAGGAUCGCACUCCCAGACUGUGGAGCAAGGCAUAAGCCAGAGUGAGAGCCAUACAGGGGCUGGAGCACAGGGGCAGACCCAGACACAGUCUGGCACUGGUCAAAGGUGGACACACGUAAGCAACUUCGAGGCAAGAGAGUCAGCACCGGGAGGACAGGCCCAGACUAGGGCGAGUGUUGUGACAGGACGACAGGAAGGGAGCAGUACGCACUCCAGCAGCAGUGUGACAGGAGGGCAGGGAGAGAGACAGCCCCCAGUAGUCACCAGUGAGUGGGUUGAUGACAUCACACGGGAGCUAGUGAUUGAAAGGCAGGACUAAAACAGCAGGCACACCAGCACUCCCUCUGCACAGGGCCAGGAUGCAGCCAAGCCAGAAAGGAAGCAAGGCUUCUCCGCUAAGGGGCUGUAUUCCUACUUCAAAGGUAGCAAACCAUGACUCAUCCAGACUACAGUGACUGGACCGCAAGACAGCUGGAGAGGGACUGGCUUGUCCGCCCGGCCAGUCUAGUUGACACGUCCCUAGAUUCAGCUCCUAAUCAUAGAGCUUCCCCCUUAGGUCUUCCUCAAUGAGGUCAUUUCUGCAAGGUGCUUUCUGUCCCAAACUCCCGUCUCCUAUCUGCUUUGCCACACAGAUGCUCCUAGGAGCAGGAAGAUAGGGAACAAGUAUUUCCUUCAUGCUGAAUUCUCUUCAGCUUAUAAAGAUUCUUAGGGACACUUUUCUCUCUGCCAUUUUUCUGCUGCCCCAUCCAUCCUGAUAAAUCAAUAAAAAUCUUCAGAAGCCACUGAC
This is a messenger RNA of Oryctolagus cuniculus (rabbit), 2299 nucleotides long. It is a transcript of the gene CRNN, whose product is annotated as cornulin. NCBI's taxonomy places the organism in Eukaryota, Metazoa, Chordata, Mammalia, Lagomorpha, Leporidae. The record is from RefSeq and is a predicted model, not a curated record. Gene Ontology annotation, molecular function: transition metal ion binding; calcium ion binding; calcium-dependent protein binding. Gene Ontology annotation, biological process: cellular response to cytokine stimulus; positive regulation of cell cycle G1/S phase transition; regulation of phosphatidylinositol 3-kinase/protein kinase B signal transduction.